Messenger RNA from Funneliformis caledonium, 1755 nucleotides. The record is from the annotation of a GenBank genome assembly. Lineage: Eukaryota; Fungi; Glomeromycota; Glomeromycetes; Glomerales; Glomeraceae.
AUGUUUAAAAUAUAUUCAAUCUUACCACCACCUAUCAAUAAGUUUGCGGGUUUUAUCCUUUAUGGUUUAUUAUCAGUAGCGUUAAUAACGUUAGCACAGGAAGAUACUAUAGCGAAUAACAAUUGUAAAGUACCCUUAGAGCCAGUUCCGGUAGAGAAUAAGCAAAUAACGAUAGGAUAUGUUCGACUGUUUGGCACAGGUCAACCAAAAAUACCAUGGAAUAAUUAUGAUUAUAUAAAUGUUAUUGCAUAUCCACAAGACGGAGGAGGAGAUUGGUAUAGUAUUUUCCGUCAAGAUGAAAACAAAUUAAAACCCAUAGAUGAUUUGGUUAAAGAUAAAAUCAAUGCUAAUCCAUCUACUAAAAUUCUUCUUUCAAUAAGAGAUUAUGACGUUGUUCAUGAUUUAGACGGUAUAGAUAUUGAAUAUCCUGGAAUGAGAGGAAGUUUAUGUAAAAGUCCUUGGGAUAAAAGAAAUGAUGACAAAUUCAUUAAUUUUUUAAAAGACCUUCGUUUGGCAUUGAAUGAAACAGGAAGUGAUAAAAUAUUAAUGUUAACAGUUGGUAGAGAUAUAAUUGGAAAUUUAAAAGAUGAAAUUGAAAAUAUUAAUUUUCUUAACAUAGAAACUUAUCAUAAUAGUUUAUAUCAAAAUUUAAAAACGCCAGACGAUAACAACUAUAGAUCAUAUCCAAACUCUCCAUUAAAUGCAUACCAAGCUGCAUAUUUAGCAUGGAUUGGCGCUGGAAUCAAUAGUAACAAAAUAAUUAUGGGCGUAGAUUUUGGGAACACUAUUCAAAUGAUAGUUGAUAAUGGCAAAACAAUUGAAAAAUCUCAAACUGUUAAUUUUCAAAAAAAUGUUGUUUUUGAUGUUAAUCGUCUAGGUUUAGAGGCACAAACAAAACGAAUCAAAUAUCCUUGCGGUGAUGUUAAUGAUAAUAAUCAAAUGAAACUAUAUUCAUGGUCAUGGAAACAUCUUUCAAAUUCUACUCUAGAUCCAAAAUCCGGAUAUUGUAAUAUUAUUAAUAAUAAUAUUCAAUUUAAUUGGACGCGUAAUUUUGACCAGGUUGAUGAAUCUAAGACACCAUGGUUAUAUAGCGCUUUUAGUCCUGAUAAUACUCCUAAUUAUUAUUUGUAUGUAUCUUAUGAAGAUUUUGUUUCAUUAAGUUUGAAGUUAGAAUUUGCCAAGAAUAAUUUAGUCGGAGGAAUUUCUAUAUCUGAUGUUACUUUUGAUGAUGAUAAGAACAAUUUAUUAAAUUUUAUGCAACCAAUACGAGGUAAAUCAACAGUUGGAAGUUCAUCUCCAUCGAAUGGGUCAGGUAAUGGAAAAUCUAAAUCAAAUCCUAAUGAUUCAGUUAUUCCUAAGAAAAAUAAAGCCGGACUUAUCGCCGGAUCAGUUAUUGGAGUUAUAUUUGGUCUAGCUUUAUUUGGAAGUUGCGCGUACAUGUAUCGUCAAAAAAUUCUUCUUAAAUCCGAAGCUGGAGAUAUUAAAACGAAGGGUGCACAUACGACUUCAAAGAUUGAAAUGGCAUCCGAACAAUCACCGAAUCGAUUUGGAUCACCGACCACUGUUUUACCAGUUGCAUCUGGUCAUGUCACUGCAAUGUUUGAUUUCAUUGGUAAAGAAGAGAAUGAUUUAAGUUUCAAGAAAGGUGAUGUUAUUGAAGUAUUGGAAAAGGGUGAUGGUCCAAAUGAUUGGUGGGUUGGAAGGGUAAAUGGAAUUGUGGGAGAAUUUCCUGGUAAUUAUGUCAAAGAGACAUAA